Molecule: messenger RNA, 542 nt
Organism: Frieseomelitta varia
Lineage: Eukaryota; Metazoa; Arthropoda; Insecta; Hymenoptera; Apidae
Product: cytochrome c oxidase subunit 6A1, mitochondrial-like
Exons: 3
Coding region: 92-439 (115 amino acids)
Biological process (GO): mitochondrial electron transport, cytochrome c to oxygen
Cellular component (GO): mitochondrial inner membrane
Molecular function (GO): enzyme regulator activity
Source: RefSeq, a predicted model, not a curated record
GAGAAUACAAUGUAUGUCUAGUUAUAUAAACAUGGGUGAAUAAAAUCAAUAUCAGUAUCAGUUCUAUGGCCAUAGCUGUAUUGAUAGAAAGAUGUCGAAGUUGUUGAAAGUAAGACAAUUUAAACAUACUUUUACGCGAAAUGUAUCAGAAUAUGUAAAAACAGUGGACCAACAAGUACAUCCUGCUGCAGAAGGUACUAUUAAAUCAUUUAAGUAUGUCACCUAUUUUGUGUGUGUUCCGUUAUGGAUAAUUUCAAUGGUUAAUAGUUAUCUUAAAGAGCAAGAAGGACAUCAUGAAAAACCUCCAGAAUUUGUUCACUAUCCAUAUAUGAAAGUAAUGACUAAGGGUUUUCCAUGGGCAGAUGGUAAACAUUCACUUCUUCAUAAUCCUAAAAGAAAUUAUAUACCUGAUGUUGGCUAUGAAGAGCCUGUUGAAUAAAAUCUAUAAAUACAUAUAUAUAUAUAUACAUAUGUAUGUAGUUUGCAUUAAUGUUUAAUUUAUAUUGCUCGAGACGCAAUAAAAUAAAUAAAUAGAAUAUUUU